Molecule: messenger RNA, 966 nt
Organism: Fusarium graminearum PH-1
Lineage: Eukaryota; Fungi; Ascomycota; Sordariomycetes; Hypocreales; Nectriaceae
Exons: 2
Coding region: 295-684 (129 amino acids)
Cellular component (GO): mitochondrial outer membrane
Molecular function (GO): nascent polypeptide-associated complex binding
Source: RefSeq, a predicted model, not a curated record
GGCUUUCAUACUUCUCGUUUAAAUACUCCCUGUUCCUCGACAAUCUCUUAGGAUCCAUCCGUCCACAGCAACUCAAUCAAUUCCACCCCUCAUCACUCACAUUACCCCGCCUCCAUCAUGUCUUACGCCGAUAUUGCUGCCAAGGGCCCCAAGCAGAGCCCCGAGGAUGUAAGCCAACAGCUAUCAAAGUCUAAAUCAUCCCUAGCUAACCCCUCCAAAAAGGCUGCUGCCCCUCAACCUCCUCAAAUCCUGACUGACGAGUCUGCUUCCACCGCCUCUCUGGUCGACGUUGAUAUGCCUAGCGUGCACACCGUCCCCAACGACUUCCUUGAGCAGGAGAUCCAGACCGAGACUCAAGCAGCCCGCAUCGAGCGAGAGGAAGAGGCCAAGCAAGAGAAGCGAAAGCGUGACUCAGCCGCCUCAAAGGCCAAGCAGACCGACAACUGGCUGAUCCAGCAGUUCUCCAAGCUGUCCGACGGCGAAGCUACCGGUCUGACCGUCGCCAACCUGGCCACCGUCGUCAGUCUCGGUGCCUUCCUCGGCUACAAGGGCUGGGGCCUGUACGAGAAGGGCAGGCUCGACUGGAAGGCCGUCUCCUACGGUGUCGGCAUCCUCGCCAGUGCAGCAGCUGCCCAGGGUGCUGUCGGACGAUACCUGUACAAGGGAAAGAAGGGUGGUUCUUAGAAAGAUGAUGAUGAAAAGUGUGAAAGUCAACAAAGGAACACAGGUUGCAAAAGCCCUUGUGAAAAACUACUACAGAGCUCAGAUCCCGAAACGGCCAAUAACUCUGAUUAUGACGAGAUUACGCUGCGGGAUUUCUUGAGGGGUGCCUGAGAUGGCAGCUUUUUUUUAUUGCGUUUUGGUGCAUUGCAUUGCACUACUUUACUUUGUUUAUACUCUACUCUGGCCGAUACCAGGUUAUUACCCAUCUCAAUACAUGCUCAGGCACGAUACCAAGUUCAGUAA